AUGGCUUGGAGUGAGUGUAAAAUGUUAUAUUCCCUUACCUUUGCAGAUCCAUCAUACUCAGCCUGGUACCAAGUGCCGAAACCAGGCCCUGGACCGUAUCCGUCACCAAGCGCUUAUGAAAGACCACCACCGAGCUUUGAGAGGGGGUAUCAUGGAUACGGAGUUCCACGUCACGGUGGAUACAAUCCCGAAGGAAGCAUGAUGCCGCAGAUGCCGAGAAAAACACCUGUAAGCGGUUACUAUCUACACCAUCAACAGUCAAUGGUACCUUCAGCACCAGACGUAAGUCAAUUAGAUCAGCUCGAGAAGUUCUGGUCUGAAAUCAAAUUUAUUCUUAAAGUUCAGAGUUAA
Molecule: messenger RNA, 351 nt
Organism: Enterobius vermicularis (human pinworm)
Lineage: Eukaryota; Metazoa; Nematoda; Chromadorea; Rhabditida; Oxyuridae
Source: the annotation of a GenBank genome assembly